UCCGCAGUCUUGGCUUCCAGCGCAGGGCAACUAGGCUUCUCGACCUCGCUUCGAAGUUUGGCCUAGAUGGGUUUCAGCUUGUCCAUCUGCGGACUGGUUCAACUGGCUUCGUCACUCUUGGUGCUGGACCUCGCAUCUUUGGACUCUUUGCUUUUGGUUCAAAGCUUUGUUCGCGUCAGCCUCACGGUCUUGGCCUUCAGCUUCGUUCACUUCGAGCCUUCCUUUUUCAUCCGAUCCACGGCACACUUGGACUUGGUGCUUCCACUCAGCGGCGUUUGUUGCUUGGGCAACCAAUUCUCCAAUCGACUGGUCACCAUGAGCUCGUUCGUGUCAAUUCAAUGUUAUGGCGUCUUGACCAAUGCUUUGCCAGCAGUGGGUGUCAAUCACUUGGGCCUGUUGAUGUCUCCACAAAGCCUCGCUUGUUUGGCACCUUCGAUCUUGACAGCUCAAUUGGCGCAUUUGGAAUCCUUCAUGCUUUUGCAGCAACUUGCUCAUAUCAACUUCACACUUUUGGCCUUGGGUUCUCUUCGUUUGGGAUUUUGUCCCUUGGCAUGUGAUGGUGCAGCCUCAGGCUCCUCGCUUCUGACUCGCAGCUUCGCACAGCUGGGUCUCUCUUUGUCAGCUCUCAGCUUCACCUCCAUGGACUUCUCGUCGCUUUUGCGGGGAUUCGCAUGUCUGGGCUUGCCGGCCUUCGUCUUCGGCCUGCUCCGCAUGGGCUCGGCCUCGUUGGUCCUUGACGCCCUUCAGAUGAGCUCAUUGAUGUCGAUCCAAAGCCUUGCACAGCUGGACUUGUCGGUCUUCAUCGUGGACUUCGUGGCCUUGGACUUCUCCUCGUUGGCACGGUCCUCUGUGUGAACUGGUUCCGCCCUCUUGGCCACGGGGGUCAUGAAAAGUGAGAUCGGCUAUGAACUCUCAGUGAUUGGCCGCUGUCGCUUGGGCUUCCCCUUGUCCUUGCGAUCA
Messenger RNA from Durusdinium trenchii, 960 nucleotides. The record is from the annotation of a GenBank genome assembly. NCBI's taxonomy places the organism in Eukaryota, Dinophyceae, Suessiales, Symbiodiniaceae.